AUGAUCCCAACUGAAGAUCGGCCUGUCCUCAUCAUAGGCGCUGGUAUAAGCGGUCUGCUUCUUGCACAGAGUCUAUCACGCCAGGGCAUUCCCUUCCGAGUAUUUGAACGCGACACGGAUCUUGAAACACGUGGUGUUGGAUGGGGUCUCACCCUUCUCUGGACGCUGCCCGUCUUGAAAGAUCUUUUGCCUCAAGAUUUGUUCGAUCGGUUGCCAGAGGCCUAUGUUGAUCGAGAAGCUGUUACCCAGGGCUUGUCGUCGAGCUUCCCGUUCUUUGACUUGAGUACAGGAGAGCUCAAGGCCUCUGUACCUAAAGCGCCAGAGGCAGAACGUGUCCGAGUGACUAGACAGAGCCUCAGAGCCUUGCUGGCCACCGGGAUUGAUAUUGAGUGGGGUAAAGGUGUUACUGGAAUCGUGUCGACGAAUGACUCUGUCACUGCUUCAUUCGAGGAUGGAAGCUCAGCGACUGGUAGUUUACUCGUCGCCUGUGACGGAAGUCACUCUCGAGUGCGUCGCUCACUGUUCUCUGAGUGGAAGCUCAAAGACAUUCCCGUUCGAAUGCUAGGCAUCAAAAUGGAGAUGUCGCCUUCGCAGAUCAAACCAAUUCGCGACCUUGAUCCGUACUUCUUUCACAGCACAAACUCGAGGAAUGACACCUUCGUAUACUUCAGCGUUCUCGACGCGCCAGGCAAUCACGCCGAUACGAACCGCCCGUACAUCGGACAACUUUGUAUCUCGUGGCCGUUUCGCGAAGGCUUCCUGAAUAGACCUUCCCCUAUCGAGAUCCCGGAUACACCAGAGGAGCAGUACAAGUUGGUUCAAGAGUUGACUUCAACCUGGGCUGAGUGCUUUGGUCCACUUGCAUCCGCCGUUUCGCUAGACAGCGAGAUGAAAGGACUCAAGAUACAAGACCUGACACCGCCGAAAGACUUCCAAACCACUGGUCGGGCUGUACUAAUGGGAGACGCUCUCCAUGCAAUGGCAAUGUACCGGGGAGAGGGCGCAAACCAUGUCAUCUUUGAUGUCAAAGACUUUGUGGAACGAGUUGUUCCUGCUCUCGAUGGCGAUGGCGAUCUUAGAUCCGCGCUAGAUGAGUAUGAACGAGCAGUCAUUACGCGGACGCGUCCAGCAGUGUUGGCUUCUAGGCGAGCUUGUCUUGAUGCACAUAAUUGGAAGAGGAUUAGCAAGACUAGCCCAUUGUUGACAAAGCGUAUGCCAUACAUAGAAUUUGAGGAGACGGAGGAGGUUGAGGUACACAUAGACUGUAGGAGAAGGGGUAAUGCAAAGUUCUAA
This is a messenger RNA of Fusarium musae, 1293 nucleotides long. RefSeq lists its product as uncharacterized. Lineage: Eukaryota; Fungi; Ascomycota; Sordariomycetes; Hypocreales; Nectriaceae. The record is from RefSeq and is a predicted model, not a curated record. The coding region runs from base 1 to 1293 and encodes 430 amino acids. The transcript is spliced from 4 exons. Gene Ontology annotation, molecular function: FAD binding.